AUGUUUCUUCGCCAACUCGACCUGACGACUGCUCUUCGUCCGUCUUUAUUACCCGAUGAAACUCUCUUAUAUGUACAAGACUCGGUAGGACUCUAUGAGGGCAAAUACAAAAUCCCCAACUACCAGGAUGGCCACGCAUACCUGACCUCACAUCGCAUAUGUUAUGUCGACAAUCAGGAGCCGCGGAAGUUUUCCAUCUCCAUUGAUCUCAAGGAUAUCGAUAGACCAGAGUUCUAUGCCGGCUUUCUAAAGUCAUCGGCAAAAGUUACACUGUACCCAAAGGCUCCGAAACAUAAUGCUUUGGCAAUCCGGAGUCCAAAACCUGGUUAUCCAAGUCCGGGUAGUUCGUUGGCAUCUACACCGCCGAGCCGGUAUGCCACUCCAGGACGCACUGCUGCACCCUCGCCAGCGCCAGUAAGGGAUCCGAACGCUACUUGGAUAUGUCCCAUCUGUUCAUUUGCAAACCCCGUCCCGUCCAACUUCGAUCCAAGCACUGCGAAUGAUCGGACGCCGUUACCACCGUGCCUUGCUUGUGGUAUUAAGCCUCCUCUAGUCCAUGUCGUCAAAGCAGCCAUCGCAGCAUUGUCAAAUCGAUCAAGCAUUUCGACCUUGACACCCACACCAGCACCAGCCACGAACAGCCCACUGUCAUCUUCACCACAGACACCUGUGGAUGUGUCUCUAAACCAAUGCCCACGAUGUACCUUCUCAAACCAUCCCUCCCUCAGCAGCUGUGAGAUCUGCGGCGCAAAACUCUCAAGCUCAGCAGAUAGACGCUCCCAGAUCAUCGAAAGCGCCAUCACGCGCCCAGAAUCACCGGGUCCAUCUCUUCCAACUUCAGUCCUAGGCGACACAACUCCAGAAAGCGUGAAACUCUCCUUCCGCGCUGGGGGCGACAAGAUCUUCUUCGAACGCCUGAAAGGCGCCCUGGUGCAACGAAAAUGGCUACUCCAAAACGCACCCCCAAUACCAAGAUCCUACACUGGCGAGCAAAGUCAAACAGCAACAUACUCGGCAACCGACGGCUACACACCCACACCUCCACCUCCAAAAGUGGUCGGUAUAGCAGGCCUCGAGCAACGAAGAGCAGAAUUGCGCAAAACCAACGAAUUCGUCAUCGGCAGCGCCUUCGAAGACCUAGAAGCCCUCAUGACAUCGGCAAAGGAAGUAAUCGCCAUGGCUGAACGCUUCAGAUCCCAAAACAGCAAUGGCAACAACAGCAACACCGACACCGAAAACGACGCAAACGCAGAAGCAGCCUCAUUGCUCUCAGACAUGGGUCUUGUAACAACCAAAGAUAUGCUCUCAGGCAGUGGAGCCGACCGCACCUACAUCGCCGAACUCUCCCGUAACCUCGCCGAAUUCCUUACGGACGACAAACGCGGCGUGCUGAAACGAGAAGGCGGCAUCAUCUCCCUCGUCGACCUUUGGGCCCUCUUCAACCGCACCCGCAACGGCAUAGAACUAAUCUCGCCACGAGACUUUGACCGCGCAGCAACCAUGUGGGACACUUUACGCCUACCCAUCCGUCUCCGCCGCUUCAAGAGCGGGCUACUCGUCGUCCAAGGCCGCGACCGCACAGACGACAAGACCGUCGCUAGCAUCCUCUCCUGGCUAAAAGACCUCCACUCCAUCCCUCCUUCCAUGUCGAACACCUCCGAAUUCGGCGCCGUGACCGGGCCCUCGGUGACUUGGGACUGGCAAGCCUUUGGCCGUGGCGUGACAGCCCAAGAAACAGCACAGAGAUUUGGCUGGAGCGUCGGUGUCGCGACCGAAGAGCUGGAAAUGGCCGAGGAAAGAGGCGCCCUCUGUCGCGAGCAAGGUCUCGACGGCGUCAGGUUUUGGGAAAACUUUNUUGCUGACAUUCCUGUAAAGUUGCCAAAGGCAAGGUCGGUGUCGCAGUUGGAACAGCUGGAGAUAGAGAAGAGGUUGAGAGAAAGUGGUCUUUUGUAA
Molecule: messenger RNA, 1953 nt
Organism: Aureobasidium uvarum
Lineage: Eukaryota; Fungi; Ascomycota; Dothideomycetes; Dothideales; Saccotheciaceae
Source: the annotation of a GenBank genome assembly